This is a messenger RNA of Peronospora matthiolae, 5295 nucleotides long. The record is from the annotation of a GenBank genome assembly. Lineage: Eukaryota; Oomycota; Peronosporomycetes; Peronosporales; Peronosporaceae.
AUGCGGAGCGCGCACUACCUCUUCCCGUUGUAUCUGGACCCGGAGGACGCGUUGGCUGCAGACGCGCGCGAGUCGCUACAUCCAGUAACUUGUGACUCCACGCAAGUAUGUCAUUCCUACGAUUCGCAGCGGUUGGCAGCGCUCAUUCGCACCGCCACCACCGAUGGACUCGGGGAACACUGCGGGUCAGCAGACGAGGCGACUGGGAUCGACGCGGACACGUUGAACUCGCUGCCCAAGUGGGCGCAAGCGGUCGUACAGACCGGCUGUUUCAAUGGCGAUGAGGCUCAUGGUGUAAAGCGAAUCUCGGAAACACAGCAGGAACUAGACUCUGGGCGGUCUCGAAAGAGACGGUCAACUGACUCUGCAAAGCAUGAAAGUCUGAUCCAGAAUGAAGCUGAUGAAGUGCCGUCUGGCGUGGAUGAGGUACACGCCGGAGUAAAGCUGGAUGUGGACAUGGACGACGAAGAAAAAUUGGCGACGCUCUUUACUCAAGCGGAGAUUGCGGCGGAUAACAUUGAUAAGUAUGCGUCAGUGCUGGAAAGUCUGGCUUAUAAUGCGACAUGUCGCCAGCAGCACGAAAGCUUUGACAGGGAUGGCAUGAUUUUGUUUGAGCCUGAGGAAGUCAAGAUGCUUUUGCAGUCACUUCGAGCAAUGGAAAAGAACGAAUGGAUUGACAAGCUGGAACCGCAAUUGCUCAUCUCGUUGAUGAACGCGUUUGACGUCCAGGUGAAGAUGGGAUUAGCAGUGGAUGUGCUGAGAGAUGCUUUUCCUAGCAUUGAGAAGGGAAAGCCACUGCCUGAGAAGAUUGAUGAUGGGCUUGUUUCACGACUUCUCGCGUCCCUUGAUGUUGGAAUUUGCGAGCUCAUUGUGAUGACAACGCCUCAUAUUGACCGGCGCGUUCUUUCGGAGGAUGUAAUUGACAAUUGCUUCCAACUUCUAUAUCAUACCAUUCGUCAGUUGCUACUUCCGUGUAUUGACACCACCCAUGUCACUACCGCUUCCGCGCCGAUAGUAAAAGACAAUGCUCGACGGCAGUCAACCGGGUGUAAAAGCUCGAAAUCUUCCCGAGUAAACCUACAGACACGCAGAGACAUUCGCAAAACUGUCGACAGAGUUUCCCACGUCGUGUGUGAGUACAUGGACCAAGUUGCUGCGUUAAUCUUGAGUCUAAAGCUCUCGGAUCGGUGGAUACUUUCUCUAUCUUGCUCGAUGAUCGAACUGUUUUCCUUAGAACACAGCUCCUAUGCAACAUCGCUGCAACACAGUGCUCUUUCGAUUCUGCGAAGCAUCUUCGUACGCUAUAAGCAUCACCAGAAGUCGUUGCUUGGUGAUGUAGUCGAGGUUAUGAUCAAGCUUCCCACGGCUAAACGUACACUUCGCACGGUCAAGCUGCUGGAUUCGACGAACCUCGUGCAGCAAGUUUCAACACUUGCAGUUUCGAUGAUACAAGCGACCGCUUCUGCCUUUAUACCUAUGGUGAAAAACGACAAUAUUUAUUCGCGCCCAGACUUGGUUAAAUCUCCUUCAGCGACGGACACUGCCUCUGGAGAUAAAGGCGAACAGGAUCACGAUGCGGUAGAAGGAACGCUAGCGGAAACAAUGAACAAUGCGCGGUCAUUUGUCCAGAAGUUACUCAGAGCAUGCUGGAAGAAAGUGGAAGAGCGUGAUAACCGCGUGGUCUUGGACAAUUUUGUUGAAGACCUUCUUGUUAUGUUUGUACGCCCAGAAUGGAUAGGAGCAGAAUACCUCCUUGAGGCAUUGAGUUCCUCGUUGGCGAGUGUCCUGCAUGCAAGUAUCUUGAAGAACACAAACAAACCGGAUUCACAUCAAACUGUUGCUGCGCUUAACACAGUUGGGAAGAUUUGUGCGUCAAUCAGGCGCUACCAAAUCAAGGCUAGCCAGAGUACGAUGAAAGAAGAUAGUGACUCUGUUGCUGUCAUUGAAGAGCAUGCAAACAGUUUGUAUGCGUCGAUAGCUGGUGCAGAAAUGACUUCCAAACAUGUGCUUAAAGAUGCCAGCUACGACUUGUACUAUCAAAUGGCGCUGAAGCGUAUUACUCUGAUGUACCUUCAGCGAAAUAGCCUUAUUCGUGGAGAUGCAACAAACUUGCUGACCACAAAAUUUAUCGCGGAAACAGGUGGUCAUUGGGACACUGCCGGGUCGAUGUGUGCGGAACGAGAAAUAAAUUUGUGGAAGUCAUUUUGGGAUGUGUCGAAGGGCGGCAUUGACGCAAAGAUCAAGGUGGCUAUUCCUACAAAUGAGUUGGCGCUAAAGGCAUGUUUGUGUCUUGUCGUCAAACGUGGGUUUUGUGGUCUAUUCGACCGCUUGCUGGCGCAUAUCAUGGCUCUGCUUUCUAAAGGAAUACCAAGCCUGCGAGCUCGAGUCAUGAAAUGUUUGCGAGCUAUUGUCGACGUCGAUCCUAUGCUUAUGGCAGAAGCUGGUGUACAGCUAGCUGUACAGAAGUGUUGUUCAGACGAAAAGCCAUCAGUUCGUGAAGCAGCGGUCGAACUGGUCGGGACCUACAUCUGGCUGCAGCCUCUAUUAUUUGACAAGUAUUUCGACGUACUUGCUGCGAGAGCUCGCGACAAAGGCAUCAAAGUUCGGAAAAGUGUUUGCAAGAUAUUCAAGCUAGCUUUGUCGUGUGAUGUACGAACAGGCUUAGAGCUUCGCCGGAAAAGUGAUUGCAUGCGGUGUUUGGUUGAACGUGUCGGAGAUGCGGCUGAAGAUCAGGGCGUCAAGAAUUUUAUCAUCGAUACAUUCCAAGAAGUGUGGUUUGGAGCUGAGCUAUCGUCCUCGAGACUUACGAAUCAUUUUAAUGAAUUUUGCGAUAUGACAACACUGCCGCCCGGAUGGAAGCCUGUCGCAGCACAGACUAAUGAUAAGUCUGAUGCCGGUUCGCUCUUGGAUGGAAGCGCGACGUUUGUUUCAGAAGAUGGGAUCAUUGUCAACUCAAUCGAAGACGCAUGGUCUUCGUAUCACACUCCUAUGGUGACACCAGCUAGCGUAGUAAAAGGCAAUGACUCAAAGCUAGAUAACAGUUCUGAAGUCGUCACAACCAUCGUUGAAGUUGUUCACGGUAUGCCAAACUUAACUUGGUUUACUAAACUCUUGAAGAGGCUGCUGGAGGCACACAAUAGCAUCUCUCGCAAAACUGCAGCAAGAGGCAGUCAGAGUCGAUCUGCUGAAAUUGCGUUGGCUGAGGAUCGCUCCAAACGGAUAAUUUCCCGUCUGGUGGACUGUCUUAUGGACAUACAAGAAGGCACACUUCUCAGCGGCGUUUCGAUACAGGACGGUUAUCACCAGUUUUUGUCGUGCAUGACGGCCCUUGCUGCUUUUUGUGAAGUGAAACCUCAACUCCUGGUUCCACACCUCGAAACCAUCCGUGUAUACCUGAAGGAAGAAGACGCUAAGAUUCAAAAGUUGUCUGUUUCAAUGAUCGACAACAUUUUGAGCGUGAAGAGAGUUCCGCAGUCCAUCGCCGAAAGGUUGGAAGAUGACCUGAAGGCUCUCGUGCUACGCUCUCCUCCGAGUGUUGUUGGUCCGAGUAUCAAGUGUCUUGCAACUCUAUCAAAAAGACGAUAUACUGCGCGAGUACUCUUGCUUCGGCUGCUGGAACGAUUUUAUCUCAAUAUGCGCAAUUACGGACAACAGACUACUCUUUCUAAUCUGCUAGAAAGAGAUCAUGUUCUCCAGCGGGCACUGUAUGCAGCGGGGAAAAUUGUUGGCGCCAUGAACAUUGAUGAGUGUCUAGAUCUUUCCAAGGAGACAAAAGUACUGGAGGUUGGAACAAUCACAGUGUCGCUAUAUGAGUUGUAUAGCCAAUUUGUUCGCAUGCCAGGCAACGAAUCAUGUGCCGCUAAAGCUGUGCAAGGCAUGGGUUUUCUUUUUUCGAUCCGACCUCGUUUGUUCCUCCGGGCACAACAAGAUGAAUUGCUUGACUUUAUGUUGAAAUCUAAUUUACUGAAGGUAAAGUUGCAAUGCCUGGUAAGCAUGAAAGAGCUGUUGCUCUACGAAGAGCGGCGUUUGGAAAAUGGGCAGGCGGCACAAAUGAUGAAUCAAUCGAAAAGUAAGGAGCAGCAAGUUCAAGGGGAUCAGGAAGCUGACGCCUCCUUGAUAGGCAACAUCAUGCAAGCGGAACUGGAAAACAUAUUGCGGCUAUCAAUGCAGCACGCGCCACAACUUCGAAUUCAGGCCGUCGCAUGUGUCGGUGCCUUACUCACGCAAGGAUUGGUGAACCCGUUGCAGUGCAUUCCAAAUUUAGUGGCACUAGAGACCGAUCGUGUCCCGGAUGUUCGAGAUGCAGCUUUCGCACAGCUGACAACACUAUACGAAAAGUUCCAGAGUCAAAUUCACACACCACUGAUCAAGGGUAUCCGAGAAUCGUAUGCGUUCCAGCUCAGCGUGUAUGGCAACUGCUCAGCGCUGGGAAGCGUUGCAAACGAAAAGGACUUUUGUCUGUUUGGACGGCUAUACAUGAACUUUCUGAAGUCGACCAAAUCGCGCGAAUCGCUUUUUUUAAAGGCCCUUGUCGAUCAGUUUCACGAUCAGGGAACCGUGCUCAAGCCGUUGAACAACGAUAUGGCUGCUGGUAGCAGCAAGGAAGCUUCCGUGAGUGCUCUUAAAUAUCUGUGCUAUCUCGCGCAAAUUAUUUCGACGCUACCGUACGAUGUGGAGGACGAACCGCUGUAUGUUAUUUAUCUGAUUAAUCGCUAUGUCAGUCUUCGACUCGGUCAUGUGCUAGAAGAUCUCAAAGGUGCCUUUGCGAAGGCAGGUAUGGCACCCGAACAACUGGAAGACGAAGAUUCGGAUCUCUCGAUGAUAAAUGUUGCUGAAUUUCGGCCAUUAUGCCCGCUGGGAACCUCAGCGUUGUCGGCUCUCGAAAAGAACGGCCGCAUUGCAUUCGCGAUUGCGCUGCUGCUUCGUCUGAAGUUCGCACUUAAGAACAACUACCAGCUGGACGAUGAGAGGUGUGCUACGUUUAAACCAUCCAUCUCAGAGGUUCUAGUCGAGGCGAGGGAACGAUCUCCCAAAAAGCUCUUGCUUCCUUCAGUCGAUGACUUAUGCCGAAACGACGAUGCUAUUGAGUCGAGUUGGAAUCUGUUUAUGAUUGCUUGGCGCGCUGCGUGCAAGGACCAGAAGCAAUUGGAUAUGGAUAUGGAAGAUAAUCUGAAGAAGCCGAAGACUCCAUCGACGCGACGGCGUCGUUCCCACAAAGUCGUUGCCAGUAAGCUGCACCAGGGAUCCGAAAGUGAUGGCGACACUGCAGACGGAUACAUCGAAGGUUUUGCGUGA